Mollisia scopiformis is the source of this 1142-nucleotide messenger RNA. RefSeq lists its product as uncharacterized. The transcript has a single exon. Bases 165 to 1013 code for a protein of 282 amino acids. NCBI's taxonomy places the organism in Eukaryota, Fungi, Ascomycota, Leotiomycetes, Helotiales, Mollisiaceae. The record is from RefSeq and is a predicted model, not a curated record.
AUUAUGUCUAUCACGUGAUCCGUAAUUAUUUAAUGGAGCUCGCUCGAAAAUCACCAGCCCCGCUACCUCUCAUUCGCAGCUCGACCACAACAUCGUCACCUCGAAACGAACCCAAAGGCUCGACCGUGUAAUCAAUUUGCUGCCAAUCUCCCACAUCUACAAUCAUGGACCUCCUCUCCUCGAUCCGCAAAUCCGGGUCUCGAGGUGGGGUCAAUUUCAGUUGGGAUGAAGUCCAAACCUCCCAGCACCGCGAGAAUUACCUCGGGCACUCUCUCAUGGCACCUGUCGGACGAUGGCAGAAGGGCAAAGACCUGUCAUGGUAUGCGAAAGGUGACGAUACGCCUGGGGAGGAUGGAGAAACUGCUGAGCAGAAGAGCGUUAGGGAGAGGAAGGAGGAAAUUAGGAGGAUUAAGGAGGCGGAAGAAGAUGCGCUUGCGAGGGCUUUGGGUCUGCCUGUUGCGGAUAGGAACGUCAGUGGGGCGAAUGCUAUUAGUGUUGGAGAAGUGAAUAGGAUGGUUAAAGAGGUUGGGGUUGGUGAGGAGGAAGAUGGUGGGGGAGAGGGGAGAAGCAAAGGUUUUGGGGACUUCGUAGGCAAGCUGGACGGCAGGGAAGCUAUUGAUACAGCUAUUAAUGGGGAUGAGAAGGGCGGGUUGGUUAAGAAGGGUCGGGAGAAGGAGAGAGACGGCAAGAGGAAGGAUGAUGGUAGAGAGAGACGUUCGAGCAGAGAGAGGAGACAUAGGCAACACCGACAUCGAUCGAGAAGUGGGGAUCGACGAAGACAUAGGUCAAGAAGCGGUGAUAGGCAUAGUAGGCAUGGCAGAGAGGAUAGAGAUGACAAGGAAGGUCGACGACCUAGACGCAGUCGUAGUCCUGAAAGACGAGAACGCAGAUAUCGAAGCAGGAGUCCGGAUGGUAGGACGAAAGACCGUGAAGACCGAGGAAGAUACGUCGAGAGAUCUCGACGGAGUCGGUCUCCUGCAUCAAGGGAACACAGGGCACGAAGAUACUCAUAGAGUAACUGGAAAGCUAUAGGCUACCCCUAUUGUCUUGACUUUAGCGACGGCGUUUGGUGUUAUGCAUGGCAUGCUACCUUCAAAGGCACAAAACAUGCAGUCCUAUAGAUUUAUAAACACUUUCACAAG